This is a messenger RNA of Maylandia zebra (zebra mbuna), 1642 nucleotides long. RefSeq names its product leukocyte elastase inhibitor-like. Gene Ontology annotation, molecular function: serine-type endopeptidase inhibitor activity. The record is from RefSeq and is a predicted model, not a curated record. NCBI's taxonomy places the organism in Eukaryota, Metazoa, Chordata, Actinopteri, Cichliformes, Cichlidae. Gene Ontology annotation, biological process: negative regulation of endopeptidase activity.
AUGUUUAGAGGGUUUAAAACGCAGAAUUGUAAUCCUUUUAUUGAUUCGGUUUUGAAGAUUCCGUGCUAAAUACUGCUUAAAGAUUUUAAACUAGCAACAUCACAACAGCUCAUGCUACAGCAGGCAUGCUAGCACCUAUUAGCAACCUAGCCGUGUGAACGCUAGUUCGUGUGAGUUUUCAUGAGACUGCAUUGCUAAAACAAUGGACGAUUCUGGCAUCAAGAAGCAGAACUGGGACGUGAAGGAAACGGAGUUGUUUCUGGAAAUUCUCAAGGAGCUGGACAUGAAGAAGUGCUUAGACGGAAGGAAAGUGAGGAAUAACAAACUGUUCAAAGUGGCACACAGGAGAAUGACAGCGGCUGGUUAUCACAGAUCCGUGGACCAAUUAAAGUUUCGCUGGAAACUUCUCAAAAGCGCAUACUACAAGUGCAAGCGAGAGCCCGACUCCCCGGCCCCAACUAAAAUACAGGGCUGGUGGCGCUAUGAAAAGACGAUGGUCGCUAUUAUGGAGUCCAGACACCCUCUGGUGGGACCCGGGGUUAACUCUGACAGAAACGACGAGGUGACAGAAGAGUCAGAUGGCGAAGCAUCAGUACUACACUGGCCGCAGCCCUGCCCGGACAAUACCACCCAGAACCUGGAUUUAAUUAUCAAAAUGGACCCUGAGAUGGACUCUCAGCUUAAGAUUGGCUUUAUCGGUGCAGGGAACAUGGCGUUUGGCAUCGCCAAAGGCAUCUUAUCCGGAAAUGUCCUUCCUGCAAACGUCAAAGUUAGUGCACCAUCCUCAAGGAAUCUGGGACGCUUUCAGGCCCUCUCAUUCAGCUCAGGUGAAGGCGUCCAUGCAGACUGCCAGAAACUGAACGCUGACAUCAACUCACCAUCUGCAUCCUACAUCCUGAAACUAGCCAACCGUCUUUAUGGAGAAAACACUGCCCACUUCCUCCCAGACUUCCUUGAAGCCACACAGAAGUACUACCAGGCAGACCUGAAGACUGUGGACUUCAUCGGAGCUCCAGAGGCGUGCAGAGCCGAGAUCAACAGCUGGGUCGAGCAGCAGACAGAAAAUAAGAUAAAAGACCUUCUGAAGCCAGGAACAGUAAACGCAGAUACCAGACUGGCUCUGGUCAAUGCUGUCUACUUCAAGGGCAACUGGAAGAACCCGUUUAAAGAGGCAAACACCAAAGAGAUGCCCUUUAAAAUCAAACAGCUGGAGAAGGAGCUAACACAGGAGAGGCUGAAUGAAUGGACCGACAGGAAAAACAUGGAAGUUGAUUUAGAAGUUCUUGUUGACCUGCCAAAGUUCAAGCUGGAGGAAGACUACGAGCUGAAUGAACCUCUGACUAAACUGGGUAUGAAGGACGUGUUCUGUGCAGGAAGCGCUGACCUGUCUGGCAUGAACGGUGAAGGGGGGCUCUUCCUGUCUACGGUGGCCCACAAGGUCUUUGUGGAGGUGAACGAGGAGGGCACACAGGCCGCUGCAGCCACAGGUGUUGUGUCCAGGAAUCUUAGUUCUGGAUGGACCAGAUACUUCACAGCAGAUCACCCCUUCCUCUUCUUCAUCAGACACAACGAGACCAAAUCCGUCCUGUUCUUUGGCAGAUUCUCAUCUCCUCAGUAGACAGAAGCAGCAGAGGAAGAUGAU